UUUUAACAUAUAUUGUCUUUCAGUUACUCUGUGAGCUAAAAAUAAAUAUGUAUAUAGAAAAUUCCUUUCAUCACAAUUAAUUCAGAAGUGAUGGUGACUACUACCUUUUCUCGUGGUCCUGGCAGUGUAGCUAACACUGAUCCUACUUUAUUUGUGGCCAUUAGAUGCUGAUUAAUUGUAGAGAACGGUACUGCCGUUGUGCAACAUGUCAUUGGUUUGUUAAUGUCUUCAUUGCUUACUCUUCCCAUCUCUACAUCAGUGGUAUAUUCCCCACUUUCUGAACCCAUCCGCAAGCUAGAUGAUUUGGGCCGGCUUUUUCUGUUGAGGUCAAUGUUCUUCCUCCAAAUCUCUUUGUGGAUUUUAUUUCUCAGGUUUCUUCUUUACUUUCUCUUUCACCCGUGUCUUUUGAUUCUCCCCAGUCCUUACUAAAUGCCUCUUGUGCUGAGGUUUAUUUGGUUUUCCUCCUUUUCCAGACAUAUGUGUUUAGGUUGACACUUUUCUGGAUCAGCUUUGUUCACACUCUCAAAAGCCUUGUUCUUCUCGAUUCUAGGAUUCCUUCACCAUGUCUUGUGGCAUUUCCCCUUUUGAAUUCUUGGAUUCCCAAUUCAGUCAGAUCUCAUUCACUCACUUAAGGGUAAUGAGCCCUGUUUACAUUAUCUAUCUCUAGUGAUAAAUUUUCACGUCUUUGUAUUUUUCCUUACCCAUCUUCUUUGUUAUCAACCCUCUCUGAAGUUCUAGACCAUGAGCCUGAUAGUUUUUUUGGAGACUUACAGUUGGUAAUUUUAGUGCCUUGACAUAGAUUUAAUUUCCUUCUUUGUCACUGCUUUCUUCAUUCCUCUGUUGCAUGGAUAUUCUGGAAUGUGAUGUUCUUCUCUCUGCUGAUGUACGUCUUCUCCGUCCGGUGAUCUCCAUAUGGCUCCUGAUCUUCACUCUGAGGUCUUUAUUGGUAUUUCUAACAGCUGGAAGCCACUGGCUAAGGCUGCCCAACACGAGUUCUUCCUUUUCUCCUCGGUUUCUCAUCUCUGCUAGCCUAAUGACUCGGUACAUGUUCCUUUACUCUGUGAACCCUCCAUCUCUCUCUCCUUUUCCUAGCUCUCAUCCCUCUUUUUCUUCUCCCUAUCUCCAAUCCCAUCAAGUUACCAUUGCACAUCUUGUCAGGGUUCUCCCUUUGUAUUCAGUCAGCUCAGGCCAUGUGGGGGCACAUCUGUUUCUCCUUGCAGGUUUCUGAACCCCAUUUGCAGCUGUCUCGGAAGCCUUUCCAGCUUUUACACAAAACGUUUCUCAUCCCUUCUGACCCUUUUUCCUGUUCUUGUCCUCAUCCUUUCAGUCCUCAGCAUCUUCUGCAUCUCAAGGCUGUUGUAUCAGAUCUUUUGGAUGAGAGAUCUUUUGAGAGGGUCCUUUGCCCCUCUACGUGGUUUUUCUCUUAUCUUUUUUUGUUGUCUGCUGAAAGAGUCUGGAUUGGCAUCCUGUCAUUGACCUUUCUUUUGUCAACCACUUUCUAGUGGUUCCUCAGUUCAAGGUGGAGGGUUUCUUCUUCUCCAUUGGAUCCUUUUCCCCCAGACUAUGGAUGAUCAAGAGUUACAUUUUAGUAGAUUUUCUACAUAUUUUGAUUAUUUAUUUUCCUAAUUAAUAUUUCCAUCCAAGUGAAGAGUAUACCUUGCAUGAGAUGGAUGCAAUCUCCUUUGAGUGAUGCCCUUCUAGUAAACCCCCACUAUAGGGUGUUGCACUCCAUGGGCUUUCCUCUUUGGUUACCUUCUCUGAAUUUACAAUUCCACUGGCCACUCUAUCAUAUCAGUGUGGGAUUCUAGCUAUUGUGUUAAGAUAUGUAAGGCUAUCAUUUCAGAAGUUGACAUUUUCCUUAUUUAAAAAUGUAUUUCCCAAAAAUAAUUACCCCUAUGCACACCUUCCCACCCUUUAUUUUCACUAUCGGUGUGCAUUAUUCUGGCCUUGUCUAAGAAUUAAGUUGAUUUUGAAUGCAAGUGCUUAUGCACACCUUCCCACCCUUUCUUUUCACUAUCGGUGUGCAUUAUUCUGGCCUUGUCUAAGAAUUAAGUUGAUUUUGAGUGCAAGUGCUUAUUGGCAUCUACUGAUCAUAGAGGAUAUGUUGCCCUUCAUGGAGGAUAAUGUUGCCCUCAUACUGGUGGAAGACUACUGUUGCACGUUGAUUACAUUCAGUUCGUGUUAAAACAUUAGUCUUAAGUCAGAGAGAUAGCUCAAGACUAGUAGUGUGUACAUAAUUUCAAAAGUAGAUUCAGGAGGUGUGUUUACGAAUUAUAUUUUCAGGUAAGGAAAAUGUUAACUUUCUGUGAAUGAAAACUAGUUGUGAAAUGAAAAUUUGGGACAAUAUAUUAACAAUCACGUACACUAUUCUUUAACGAUAUACGAAAAAUGUGAAUGUUUUAAUUUGUGCAUAGUAUUUUACAGACCAGGGAUAUCAGUAAAAUGCAUACCGUGUGUGUUUUGAUUACCUAUAGAUAUUUGUUUUUUUACAAUAAAAAAAGCUUUUUUUAUCAAAAAUUUCAACUUGAUAAUUUACUUGCAUAAAAUAAAGCUGGAACAUAGAAUUGAUAAUAAAACAAAAUUGAAAACAAUGUAGAUUCUUAAAUAAAACAUAGAAUUGCUUUAGAUCUAGGUAUAAGCAAUUGAUCAAUUUGUAUGCUAACUGCCUUCAAUUACAGAGACUUAGAACUUUUAAGCCCGAUACCUCGCUCUCAAAACGUGUUUCCAAGAUAUCCUGAGUUUGUUACAACAAAGGUUGUACUACAUCUGAUUGUUAACUUGAAAAUGACAUGCACAGUUGUUUUUAAGGAACAGGUUGGAAGAUGGGAUUUAGAAGUCUAUCAGGUGUUAACGUUUUUGAGCAUUCUUUCGUUAUGUCUAGUAAUGUUGUCUAACUUGGCAAUAGUUCUUGGCUGUAAAACUAAUUUGGACGAGUUUGUGGUCCUACCUAGAAAGAAGGGAGUGGAAAUUUGGUAUCCUUUAGUACCAAUUUUGACUUUGACACUACUUGCAGUAAAGGGUUUCUUAGCAGGUCUGUUUGAAGCAGGAUCCAGUAUCUUCAUCCUUUCAUUUGGUUUCGCUUUUUCUAAGCUCACAAUAAAACUUGUGAUUGUCAAUGUUUCCAAGAGUGACAUGGACUUCUGGGAUUCCAGUUUAGUAGGACCGAUACUUCUUUGUCUAAAUAUCUUUCUACGUUUCGUUGAACCGCAUACAGCUUUACUCUGUGCUCUGGUUUACAAUGCAAUAGAUUUUGUCAGAUACUUUACGUAUGCAAGUUGGGAUCUGAGGGAUGCUCUUGACGUGUGGAUCUUUAAUCUUAAGUACCCACCUGGCCAUCCUCUCUGCCGUAACGGUAAUUUAGGAUUCUACGUUAAUGGCCUUAACAAUGAAGAGUUAAAAGAAAAAUGUAAGAUGGAGGAAUUCCUAAAAGCUCUUUCUGGUGAAGUUUCUCAUAAAACAAGUUUUAAUUUAAAAAAUGGAUGUACGCACAAAAGGCAGGAGGCUCAUGAGAAAUUUUAUUAAAGAAAUGAUGAAAACAUGUUCAUUAUCACUUUUUUAUGUUGUGUAUUUCACAAUUACUAAUGAAAUAAAGUCGUGGAAAUCAUUACAAUACACAGUUUUCAACCAAACAUACUUUACAUAAAAUCUUGCAGAAUGUUUUCUUCUAUGUGAACUGUGUUAAGUUAAUGGUUCAUUGUUUUGAGCUUUCUCAGGCAUAUGUUGAUAAAGAUACGUACAUCGGUGAAUAUUUAACAGUUGGUCACUCAUUACUCAUUUUAGAAGUAAUAAGUACUUGUUAUUCUUAUAAGUAGUGUUUUAUAACAGUUUCUCUUGGUAGUUGUAGUAGAGAAGAUAUUUUUAUAUAUAAAUCUUGAUUGGCAUUUUUAAUACUUGUCUAAGAUAGAUAACGGAAGCAAAGUUGCUUGUACCAAAAGAAACUAGCGUUUUUGCUUCUUUAUUAUGUAAUAUUGCGUAGAUAAGUUCAUUGAUAUAUAUAUAUGUAUGUGUGUGUGUUUGUGUGUGUGUGUGUCUGUGUAUUUAUUCUAUAAAAUAUGAAGAUCAGGCCUAAGGAAGUGCAACAAAAAACAACAACACACAAUAAUACCAAGCUACAAAUUAUAGUUUGUGAAAUUAUAAGAUGCUACAGUAGGACUUGUUUCAAUUGCUUUCCCGUUAAUCAACGUGUUUGAAUUUACAGACAAAGAAUUAAAAAAAUGCACAGCAUGUAUAAUAAAGCAACAAAUCAAAUAUAGACAGCCUAGGUUGUUAUUGUAUCGGUUAAGAGAAAAGCUUUGAUACUUUUAUCUUAGUGUUUUUUGUCACACCAUAUUUAGGCUAGGCCAUUUGUUUACAAAAUGGACAGAAUGUGUGUGAGUAACGGGUUUUUAUGUACACGUUUUGAGCUUUUCUUUUAAACCAAGUAUUUUGUUGUGGGCCAAAAACUUUAUGGAAUACGUGUAAGAGAGUGUAAGAAUGCAUUGUACUGUAAAUCUAAACUAAGUCGGAAAUUGUUACUUCACAGUGUGUUAGAUCAUUAAAAAUAUGUAUGUAAACAUGUCUUAGUUUUGAAAUAAAGUAUUUCAAUUCAUGUA
Limulus polyphemus (Atlantic horseshoe crab) is the source of this 4592-nucleotide messenger RNA. Its product is annotated as cholinephosphotransferase 1-like. The transcript has 6 exons. Gene Ontology annotation, biological process: phosphatidylethanolamine biosynthetic process. Lineage: Eukaryota; Metazoa; Arthropoda; Merostomata; Xiphosura; Limulidae. Gene Ontology annotation, cellular component: endoplasmic reticulum membrane; Golgi apparatus. Gene Ontology annotation, molecular function: diacylglycerol cholinephosphotransferase activity; ethanolaminephosphotransferase activity. The record is from RefSeq and is a predicted model, not a curated record. Bases 2656 to 3522 code for a protein of 288 amino acids.